CUCUGCAGCUUGAGGGGGAGCGGAUUAGAGCCAUGAGUGGGCCUUUAAAUCUCCAGGAUUAACCCGCGCGGAGAGGAGCUUAGCAGGUGGCCGAGAAGUGACCAUCCCGCCUGGUGUCUGUGUCUGUCUCGCAGGGCCGAGGCCAGCGGCUCCGGGGCCAGCCGCCAUGUCCUCCACAGUGAACAACGGGGCGGCCGGCAUGCCGUCCCCACCGGACGCGGCGAACGGCUUCCCUCAGCCGGGGGCCUCCUCGGGGACCUGGCCGCGGGCCGAGGAGGAGCUGCGCGCCGCGGAGCCGGGCCUGGUAAAGCGCGCGCAUCGCGAGAUCCUGGACCACGAGCGCAAGCGGCGCGUGGAGCUCAAGUGCAUGGAGCUGCAGGAGAUGAUGGAGGAGCAAGGGUACUCGGAGGAGGAGACCCGACAGAAGGUCAGGACUUUCCGGCAGAUGCUGAUGGAGAAGGAGGGAAUGCUGACCAGGGAGGACCGGCCUGGAGGCCACAUCGUGGCGGAGACCCCGCGGCUGCUCGAGGGCGCGGAGCCGGGCCUGGAGUACGCGCCCUUGGACGAGGACGACGGCCCGGUGGACUGCGACUGCCCGGCCGCCUGCUACCGCGGGCACCGGGGGUACAGGACCAAGCACUGGUCCAGCAGCUCGGCGUCGCCCCCUCCCAAGAAGAAGAAGAAAAAGAAAGGCGGCCACCGGCGAAGCCGCAAAAAGAGGAGACUGGACUCUGAGUGCAGCUGUGGGAGCUCCUCACCCCUGCGCAAGAAGAAGAAGAGUGUGAAGAAGCACCGAAGAGACAGGUCUGAUUCUGGGUCCCGGAAGAAGAGACGACACAGAUCUCGAAGCCCCAAGAGCAAAAGGAAAGAGAAGAACAAAGAGAGGAAGAGGCCACACGCGGAGUCCCCAGGUCGGAGGCCCCGUCGCCACAGCAGCGGCAGCUCCCAGAGCCCCUCCCUCUCCUCCCACUACAGCGAUUCCAGAUCACCCAGCAGGCUGAGCCCCAAGCACCGAGAUGACGGGCGGAAGACGGGCAGCCAGCGGUCCAGCGGGAGCCGGUCGCCUUCCCCGUCCGGCGGCAGCGGGUGGGGGUCGCCCCAGCAGAACGGCGGCAACAGACAGCGGAGCGGAGCGCACGGGGGCCGCCCCGGCUCGGCGCACAGCCCGCCAGAUAAGCCCAGCUCGCCCUCGCCCAGGGCCCGCGACCAGGCGGAGGCCGGCACAGCCACGCCGCCCGCGCGGGGCAAGGAGAGCCCGAGCCCGCGCUCGGCUCCGUCGUCGCAGGGCAGAGGAGGCCGCGCGGCGGGCGGGACGGCCAGGCGGCGGCGGCGGCGACGGCGGCGGCGGCGCUCCCGGUCCUCGGCGUCCGCGCCCCGCCGCAGGGGCCGCCGGCGCGCCCGGCCCGCGCCGCCCCGGGGUUCGUCGCGCUCGCUCAGCAGGGCCCGCUCCAGCAGCGACUCCGGCGGCGGCGGCGGCGGCGCCCCCGGCCCCGGGCCCGAGCCCGGCUCCGAGCGAGGCCACGGCGCGCACGGGAAACGGACCAAGGAGCGGCCCCCGCGCGCUCGGCCGGCCAGCACCUCCCCGUCCCCGGGCGCGCACGGCAGGCACGGCGGCCCGGAGGGGAAGAGCUCGUCGCGCAGCCCGGACCCCCACCCGCGCUCGUGGAGCUCCAGCCGCUCGCCCUCCAAGUCCCGCUCGCGCUCCGCGGAGAAGAGGACCCGCAGCCCCAGCCGCUCGCCGUCGCCCAAGAAAACCCUGGGCCGGGACAAGGACGGCGAAGGCCGCGCGAGGCACGCCGAGGCCGAGGCCGCCCGCGCCCGGCGCCGCUCCCGCAGCUACUCGCCCAUCCGCAAGCGGCGCCGGGACUCGCCCAGCUUCAUGGAGCCGCGGCGCAUCACCAGUGCCCGAAAGCGUCCCAUCCCCUACUACCGGCCCAGCCCCUCGUCCUCCUCCAGCUGCCUGAGCAGCGACUACUCAAGCCGGAGCCCCAGCCGCAGCCCCAGUCCCGGUCACAGCCACGGAAGCUACAGCAGCCGCAGCCGCGGGACCCGCAGCCGCACGCGCAGCCCCUCCCGGACCCCCAGUCCCAGCUACCACAGCCGGAGCAGCUCAGAGAGUGGGGGCUUCUGAGCCCGGACAGACCCAGCUUGGUGCCCCCUGGCAUAGGGAGAGGCGAGGGGUCAGGCCCCAGGACCCGUGAGGGGGCCUGCACCCCACUGCUACAAGGGGGUCCCCGGGCCAGGGAAGACCUUGAGUGUGGGCGCCCUGCAGACAAGGAGGA
Molecule: messenger RNA, 2282 nt
Organism: Prionailurus viverrinus (fishing cat)
Lineage: Eukaryota; Metazoa; Chordata; Mammalia; Carnivora; Felidae
Gene: SRRM3
Product: serine/arginine repetitive matrix 3
Exons: 14
Coding region: 167-2131 (654 amino acids)
Molecular function (GO): mRNA binding
Source: RefSeq, a predicted model, not a curated record